This is a messenger RNA of Diabrotica virgifera virgifera (western corn rootworm), 707 nucleotides long. Its product is annotated as dynein light chain Tctex-type 1-like. Gene Ontology annotation, molecular function: dynein intermediate chain binding. The record is from RefSeq and is a predicted model, not a curated record. Lineage: Eukaryota; Metazoa; Arthropoda; Insecta; Coleoptera; Chrysomelidae. Bases 262 to 651 code for a protein of 129 amino acids. The transcript has 2 exons. Gene Ontology annotation, cellular component: cytoplasm; cytoplasmic dynein complex. Gene Ontology annotation, biological process: microtubule-based movement.
CAUUUCGAACUUGCAGCAAAAUCAAUUAAGAUUAUCAAUUCGGUGAUAGCAGAAUCUAUUUAUUAAACUCAUUUAACUCCACCCUUUAUUCGCUGCAAAUAGAGCCAACAAUAUUACACUACCAAAUUGCGUGUUUCGCUUUCAGUUUUACAUAGAACGUGUUUCUGGAGGUUCGGAAAAGUAAGUGCAAUGAGUUUCAGAUUUUUGGAAAGAUAUAUUGAUAGCAUAAUUUAAGAUUCAGAUUCCAUUAAUGAAGUCGUUAUGUUCGGAAAUCGAGAUUAUUUGAGAUUCGAUGACAAACCUCAAACCCGCAAGAAAGAAAUAGUCGCUGAAGAAUAUCAGUUUGUUGUAGAAGACGUAAGUGAAAUUAUAAGAGAUACUAUACAAGAUGUACUUAACGAAGCAACUUAUGUAUCAGAAAAAGUAAACCAAUGGAGCGCUUCGGUGACGGAACAAUGUCUUUCAACUCUCAGCAAGACAAGAAAAAUGUUUAAGUACGUAAUAACAUGUUCAAUCAUGCAAAGAACAGGAGCUGGUUUACAUACGGCCAGUGCAUGUUACUGGGAUAGUGUUACAGAUGGAACAUGUACUGUUCGCUGGGAAAAUAAUGACAUAUAUUGUGUAGUGACUGUCUUUGGUCUCGCUGUAUAAAAUAUGUAUACUGAAUUUGUAAAAUUAAUAAUCUAACAAUAAAACACUGAAAAACU